AUGUUUCCAAGCAACAAAGACAUUUACCUUGCUCGAACCAUGCAAGAUGCGAUUAACAUGUUCGUUACUUGCUUCGGAAAGGAAGACACUAUGGAAGAUGGACAAUCAUCACUCUCUCCUCCAACGAUGGUUCAACAAGUUUCCCAUGACCAUGUCGUUGGAAGUAUUAGUUCCACGUCUUCUUCCGCUGAUCACAAUCAUGAACAGUCAUUGUUUUGGAGAGAAUUUGUGAUUGUCAGUCACAAGACCAUGAAUUCAAACUUGAUGUGGAAAAAUUUAAUUAUGAUUUCCUUGUUUUUAAAUGAUGAUGGAGAUGAACAAGAAUUAUUGACGAAGGCAAUUUCAACAAUUACUGUAAAAUCCAUUCCUUUUAUGGGCAAUUUUAAAUAUUCUUUUUUAAUACCCAUUCCAGAAAAUAAUUCAUUCUAUGCAACUUUGAGAGAGAAAAUUAAUGAUAUUAACAAGACACAACCCCAACAUGUGGAAGUAACCACUGCCAUGUAUGUCACCAAGACCAUGUAUUGUCAAUCGUUAUUAGGCAAAGAUCGUGAAAUUGCGAUUCCUUCCAUUGUUUCACAUUUCGAAUUUUUAGACAAGUCCUUCAACAUGGAACGCUAUCUCAACAACGUCAAGCUGUACAGUGAAACUCACAAAAUAGCAUAUGGAGAUUUACCGAAUGAAAGAGAUGUCAAAUUUUAUCAAACUGCAAAAUUCAUCAUUCCAGCACGAAAUCAAAAUGGUGAAGAGAAUGAGAAAUUCGCAGAACGAUUACUUGUUCAUCCAAUAGCCACCAAUGACUCACAAAAUGCUCCAGUUUCGUGUUGUGCCAUGUUUUACGAUAGAAAAGCCAAAAGUGCCUUCUUGCAUGACGUGACUGUUCGUCCUCAAUUUCGACAGCAAGGAUUAGCUCAAUACAUGACUAAAAUUAUGAUGGAAAGAGCAUUCUUUGAGUAUGGAAUGGAGAGUGUGACCUUGACAGCAGUUGGAUCAGCGAAAGAUAUUUAUCAUCGAAAAUUUGGAUUUGAAGAAUGUGGAUUGGUGGAAUAUAUUAACAAGGCAAAUGAGUAA
This is a messenger RNA of Naegleria lovaniensis, 1068 nucleotides long. RefSeq lists its product as uncharacterized. The record is from RefSeq and is a predicted model, not a curated record. The transcript has a single exon. Lineage: Eukaryota; Heterolobosea; Eutetramitea; Acrasida; Naegleriidae. Gene Ontology annotation, molecular function: acyltransferase activity, transferring groups other than amino-acyl groups. The coding region runs from base 1 to 1068 and encodes 355 amino acids.